UUAAAAAAAAGUUCCUGUCAUUUAUGUGAUAUGAAUGGUUACUGUUGAAAGUGCAAAUAAAAACAGUUUGAAUAGUAAACAAUUCCUCAUUUUCUUCCAGAUUCACCCAACUGUUUACAAGGGGGAUGCCCUUCUAACACCCCUUUGUGAAGGCCCUAAUAAGUACAAGUGCACAUUCUGCAGCAAGGUGGGGGACUAUGGCCAUAUUGUGGCACAUCUGCAGACCCAUAGAAGAACGGCUGUUAAACAUGGAGGAUUCACAAUGUACAGGUGCAAUGGUGUGUGUUGCAAAUCCUCACAUUUCCACUGCUGCUACUGUGGGGAGAUCAGAACCCAGCCCACUAUUCUGAAACAUGUUCAGAAGUGCGCAGGGGCAGCCUGCAGCGUUGGAUCGCUUCGCCAGACCGCCACUGUCUCCUCCUCAGCCUACCCUGUCACCUCUGCAGCCUCCCAAAUUGCCACAGCAUCUGUAGCCUCCACUCCACUCCAAGCCAUCAGUCGCAGCAAAGUAGUCCAGUUAAGGGCCAAAACUGAAUUAUAUAUGAAAAACCUCAAGACCCACAUGGAUCGACGUCACUCAUCAUCUGUUCCUGAUAUUACUUCUAAUCACCAUCUUCCAUCCCAAUGCUUAGACCUCAAAAAGGGCAUUUUUGCUGUUGGAAGAACAUUUUCUGGGCUGAGAAACCCCAUUCAUGUACAGAAGUUCACCUGGGGAAACAGCCACCAAGUUGUUUGUUAGCUUGAAAAUUGCAAGAAGGCAUCAGAAUUGUUAAAAUGUUUAUGUUUAAUGAAGACUUUCCUCUUUGUAUGUACUGUAUA
Messenger RNA from Notothenia coriiceps (black rockcod), 819 nucleotides. RefSeq lists its product as uncharacterized. NCBI's taxonomy places the organism in Eukaryota, Metazoa, Chordata, Actinopteri, Perciformes, Nototheniidae. The record is from RefSeq and is a predicted model, not a curated record. The transcript is spliced from 4 exons. Bases 35 to 739 code for a protein of 234 amino acids.